Lichtheimia ornata is the source of this 510-nucleotide messenger RNA. RefSeq lists its product as uncharacterized. Gene Ontology annotation, biological process: transmembrane transport. The record is from RefSeq and is a predicted model, not a curated record. The transcript is spliced from 5 exons. Bases 1 to 510 code for a protein of 169 amino acids. Lineage: Eukaryota; Fungi; Mucoromycota; Mucoromycetes; Mucorales; Lichtheimiaceae. Gene Ontology annotation, molecular function: transmembrane transporter activity.
AUGCCAAAAGCCAAACUAGCCCUUAUUGUUACAGCGUUAUGCAUUGUGUCAUUUCUGGCAGCAUUCGAUAAUAUCGUCAUUAGCAGCAAUCUCCCUUUGGCAGCUGCCGAGUAUAAUGGAUUUGGUUUAUAUUCGUGGGCGCAAACGGCGUUUUUGUUGACGGCAGCCACUGCACAGCCAUUGUAUGGGAAAUACGUUCAUGUGUUUGGCCGACGCCUUUGUUUUGUAUUCGCCCUGUUGUGUUACGUUCUUGGGGCAGCUUUGUGCGGAGCGUCACAAUCCAUGCUCAUGUUGGUGAUAGCGCGUGCACUCUGUGGUAUUGGCAUUGGGGCAUUUGAUAGUCUCAUGAAGAUUGUCAUUGCAGAUCAUGUACCUGUGCGUUACAUCGGCAAAUACCAAGCCGCCUUGGGAAUUUCUUGGGGUCUCGGAUACAUUGUUGGCGCACUUGUUGGUGGGGCUGCAGUAGAAAGGACAAAUUGGCGAACAGUCUUUUGGAUGGCGGUAGGUUGA